GGGAGGCGACGCGCGUUCGGUGGACAUGCGUGUGUUGUGUUACUUGCAUGCACGCUAGAGAGCGCGCACACACUCGUCAGGCGGCCACCCCGCCACCACCAUCGACGAGUGCAACCACCGCGACGUGGACGUGGGUCGGACUCGCGGGGCCCCAAAUGUGUUGAAAUCCAGCGUGAAUCGUUUGGACUUUCCUCGUCGGCGUGCUGAAGAUUUUUCUUUUAUUCAUUUGGCCUCGUUUGUGUUUUUUUUUUUCUUGCCGGGACGGUGUUUCCACGAGGAGGACGUGUUUAUGGAUCGGUGCGCGGCGGCCAGCAGCACCGGGACAUCAUCCGACGCUCCUCGGUCAUGAUUCGCCGCUUGCGCGCCUCUCGUGAACUUUGAACCAGAAAGAAAGUCUUUUUUGGACAACCCCGAUCCCACGUUUGCUCGUUUUGUUGUCCUCACUCGUGCUUUUUCAAAGUGUCCGCGGGAUAGCAUGGCAAUGGUAGUAAACCAGUGGCCAGAGAGCAUUUCCGCCGAGCCGGGCUCGCAGCUGCAGAUUUGCGGCCAGGAUCCGGGCGGAGGCGGCGGCGGUGGCGCGCCCGGGACGCCCGCCGGCUCCACGCCGGGCAACGACGCGCUGUCCGGGGACAAGCUGCCCAACGUGGACUGCAUGGUGUGCGGGGACAAGUCGAGCGGAAAGCACUACGGGCAGUUCACGUGCGAGGGCUGCAAGAGCUUCUUCAAGCGCUCCGUGCGCCGGAACCUGUCCUACAGCUGCCGCGGCAACCGCGACUGCCCCAUCGACCAGCACCACCGCAACCAGUGCCAGUACUGCCGCCUGAAAAAGUGCCUCAAAGUCGGCAUGAGGAGAGAAGCCGUCCAGCGAGGACGCACGUCCAACUCUCAAAGUAGCCCGGGCCAGUACCUGAGCAACGGCGCCGACCCGUACAACAGCCAGCCCUACCUGUCAGGCUUCAUCUCGCUGCUGCUGCGCGCCGAGCCCUACCCGACGUCGCGUUACGGCGCCCAGUGCAUGCAGGGCAACAACCUGAUGGGCAUCGAGAACAUCUGCGAGCUGGCCGCCCGCCUGCUCUUCAGCGCCGUGGAGUGGGCCAAGAACAUCCCCUUCUUCCCCGAUCUGCAGCUCAUGGAUCAGGUGGCGCUGCUGCGCAUGUCGUGGAGCGAGCUGUUCGUCCUGAACGCGGCGCAGUGCUCCAUGCCGCUGCACGUGGCGCCCCUGCUGGCGGCGGCCGGCCUGCACGCCUCGCCCAUGUCGGCCGAGCGCGUGGUGGCCUUCAUGGACCACAUCCGCGUCUUCCAGGAGCAGGUGGAGAAGCUCAAGGCGCUCCAAGUGGACACGGCCGAGUACUCCUGCCUCAAGUCCAUCGUGCUCUUCACAUCCGACGCGAUGGGCCUGUCGGACGCGGGCCACGUGGAGAGCAUCCAGGAGAAGUCGCAGUGCGCCCUGGAGGAGUACGUGCGCAACCAGUACCCGAGCCAGCCCAACCGCUUCGGGCGUCUGCUGCUGCGGCUGCCGUCGCUGCGCAUCGUGUCGUCGCCCGUCAUCGAGCAGCUCUUCUUCGUGCGCCUGGUGGGCAAGACGCCCAUCGAGACGCUGCUGCGCGACAUGCUGCUGUCGGGUUCCGGCUACAACUGGCCCUACGUGCCCGCCGCUGUCCAGCGCGAGCGACCCGUCUCGCUGCACUACAACGACGGUGGUCCCUGAGGGCCCCCGGAGACCUGGGCAAGCCAAAAAGACUGGACGCGCAGGCGGAGGCCCGCCCCAACCGCAAGCCAUUAUACGAAAAAGGACAAACGCCAAAAACAUUUUCUUUUUUGUUUUUUUUUUUUUUUUUUGUGGGACCUUUUUGCAGAAGUUUUAUUGUGUGUUUAUACCGAGAGAAAAGUCCCGAUGUACGGUCCACAUGUACGGUGUAGCGUCCAUAGCAUAGCGGGUGUCCGCUGGAUUUGGAGGAGGUUGUGGGUGCGGCGGGGUAAAGCUCAGGUUCAAAAGCGGGGGUGACUUGACUACCAAGACUCAAAAACUAAGACAAAACAAAAAUGAAUCUUAUUAUGCCAAAGUGAACAUUUUUUUGGGAGGGUUCAAUUUCGGGAAGCACGGUGGACUCGUGGGGAACAGCCACAUUCCAAAAGCAUGCGUGGGGGUUUCACUGAAGACUCCAAAUUGUCCAUCGUUGGGACUGUGAGUGUGAAGGCCAUAUUUAGGUCGAUGGUGGGAGAACGGGCGCAUCUUCAUUGUCGUGCCGGGGCAGGUCUCGUAUCGCGUGUUUGGGAAUUUGGCACACUGUUGAGCGUUUUCUUUUGGUGACAGAAAGUCAAUAAGACUUGAGACCAGCUCAAAGCAGAUUUAAGUUGUGGCGCAGGUGGUAUAUUGUGAUUUUGGUGGACUUUAUGGAGGUGCAGACUGAUUCUGAGUUGGACGUAAACAUAAUUCAUUCGUCAACGUGACAACAGUUUCGACAUCGAUUCAUUAAACCCAUUCUAAAUAUAUUUUGGCGCUUUCCAUCCCCAUGGACUCCCACCAUGUCUCUUGUGCUGCAUUGAAAGGGAAUUAGGAGAGCCGGUACCGUUGGAUGGCAAACGGGUCCGCUGUGUUUCCUCCCACAACGGCGCAAACACCGCCUUCUAGGAAACUUGCAAAAGAAAGAAAUGUCGAGCCACGUACACUUUCCCACAAGUCCGUUUCGCUUCAAUCAAGAUCGUGGUAAUGCUUGUUUGCCCUACGACCAGUCCAGAGUGUCCCUUAGUUUUGAAUGUGUUUGUCAACAUUUUUCCUGCAAUUGGCUAGUGACCAGUCCAGGCUGUACCGCACUUCUCACACCAGAAGUCACUUUAGCGUCAUUGAGGACUCCAAAACAGGAGGGCUUGUUUGUUUUCAUGUGGCCUGUGAUGGGGUGGCGACCAAUCUGAGGUAUAUCAUGCUUCCGUUGCCAGAAGUCCGUGGCUAGCAACUAAUCUAGUUCGUACCCGGGUUCUCUCGCCCAA
Messenger RNA from Hippocampus comes (tiger tail seahorse), 2988 nucleotides. RefSeq names its product nuclear receptor subfamily 2, group F, member 5 (gene nr2f5). NCBI's taxonomy places the organism in Eukaryota, Metazoa, Chordata, Actinopteri, Syngnathiformes, Syngnathidae. Bases 476 to 1708 code for a protein of 410 amino acids. The transcript has 4 exons. Gene Ontology annotation, biological process: regulation of DNA-templated transcription. Gene Ontology annotation, molecular function: zinc ion binding; sequence-specific DNA binding; DNA-binding transcription factor activity. The record is from RefSeq and is a predicted model, not a curated record.